AUGAAGUCGUCACAAGAAGAAGAAGAAGAAGAAGAAGAAGAAGAAGAAGAAGAAGAAGAAGAAGAAGAAGAAGAAGAAGAAGAAGAAGAAGAAGAAGAAGAAGAAGAAGAAGAAGAAGAAGAAGAAGAAGAAGAAGAAGAAGAAGAAGAAGAAGAAGAAGAAGAAGAAGAAGAAGAAGAAGAAGAAGAGAAGAAGAAGAAGAAGAAGAAGAAGAAGAAGAAGAAGAAGAAGAAGAAGAAGAAGAAGAAGAAGAAGAAGAAGAAGAAGAAGAAGAAGAAGAAGAAGAAGAAGAAGAAGAAGAAGAAGAAGAAGAAGAAGAAGAAGAAGAAGAAGAAGAAGAAGAAGAAGAAGAAGAAGAAGAAGAAGAAGAAGAAGAAGAAGAAGAAGAAGAAGAAGAAGAAGAAGAAGAAGAAGAAGAAGAAGAAGAAGAAGAAGAAGAAGAAGAAGAAGAAGAAGAAGAAGAAGAAGAAGAAGAAGAAGAAGAAGAAGAAGAAGAAGAAGAAGAAGAAGAAGAAGAAGAAGAAGAAGAAGAAGAAGAAGAAGAAGAAGAAGAAGAAGAAGAAGAAGAAGAAGAAGAAGAAGAAGAAGAAGAAGAAGAAGAAGAAGAAGAAGAAGAAGAAGAAGAAGAAGAAGAAGAAGAAGAAGAAGAAGAAGAAGAAGAAGAAGAAGAAGAAGAAGAAGAAGAAGAAGAAGAAGAAGAAGAAGAAGAAGAAGAAGAAGAAGAAGAAGAAGAAGAAGAAGAAGAAGAAGAAGAAGAAGAAGAAGAAGAAGAAGAAGAAGAAGAAGAAGAAGAAGAAGAAGAAGAAGAAGAAGAAGAAGAAGAAGAAGAAGAAGAAGAAGAAGAAGAAGAAGAAGAAGAAGAAGAAGAAGAAGAAGAAGAAGAAGAAGAAGAAGAAGAAGAAGAAGAAGAAGAAGAAGAAGAAGAAGAAGAAGAAGAAGAAGAAGAAGAAGAAGAAGAAGAAGAAGAAGAAGAAGAAGAAGAAGAAGAAGAAGAAGAAGAAGAAGAAGAAGAAGAAAAGAAGAAGAAGAAGAAGAAGAAGAAGAAGAAGAAGAAGAAGAAGAAGAGAAGAAGAAGAAGAAGAAGAAGAAGAAGAAGAAGAAGAAGAAGAAGAAGAAGAAGAAGAAGAAGAAGAAGAAGAAGAAGAAGAAGAAGAAGAAGAAGAAGAAGAAGAAGAAGAAGAAGAAGAAGAAGAAGAAGAAGAAGAAGAAGAAGAAGAAGAAGAAGAAGAAGAAGAAGAAGAAGAAGAAGAAGAAGAAGAAGAAGAAGAAGAAGAAGAAGAAGAAGAAGAAGAAGAAGAAGAAGAAGAAGAAGAAGAAGAAGAAGAAGAAGAAGAAGAAGAAGAAGAAGAAGAAGAAGAAGAAGAAGAAGAAGAAGAAGAAGAAGAAGAAGAAGAAGAAGAAGAAGAAGAAGAAGAAGAAGAAGAAGAAGAAGAAGAAGAAGAAGAAGAAGAAGAAGAGAAGAAGAAGAAGAAGAAGAAGAAGAAGACAGAAGAAGAAGAAGAAGAAGAAGAAGAAGAAGAAGAAGAAGAAGAAGAAGAAGAAGAAGAAGAAGAAGAAGAAGAAGAAGAAGAAGAAGAAGAAGAAGAAGAAGAAGAAGAAGAAGAAGAAGAAGAAGAAGAAGAAGAAGAAGAAGAAGAAGAAGAAGAAGAAGAAGAAGAAGAAGAGAAGAAGAAGAAGAGAAGAAGAAGAAGAAGAAGAAGAAGAAGAAGAAGAAUGAAGAAGAAGAAAAGAAGAAAGAAGAAGAAGAAGAAGAAGAAGAAGAAGAAGAAGAAGAAAGAAGAGAAGAAGAAGAAGAAGAAGAAGAAGAAGAAGAAGAAGAAGAAGAAGAAGAAGAAGAAGAAGAAGAAGAAGCAGGAGAAGAAGAAGAAGAAGAAGAAGAAGCAGAAGAAGAAGAAGAAGAAGAAGAAGAAGAAGAAGAAGAAGAAGAAGAAGAAGAAGAAGAAGAAGAAGAAGAAGAAGAAGAAGAAGAAGAAGAAGAAGAAGAAGAAGAAGAAGAAGAAGAAGAAGAAGAAGAAGAAGAAGAAGAAGAAGAAGAAGAAGAAGAAGAAGAAGAAGAAGAAGAAGAAGAAGAAGAAGAGAAGAAGAAGAAGAAGAAGAAGAAGAAGAAGAAGAAGAAGAAGAAGAAGAAGAAGAAGAAGAAGAAGAAGAAGAAGAAGAAGAAGAAGAAGAAGAAGAAGAAGAAGAAGAAGAAGAAGAAGAAGAAGAAGAAGAAGAAGAAGAAGAAGAAGAAGAAGAAGAAGAAGAAGAAGAAGAAGAAGAAGAAGAAGAAGAAGAAGAAGAAGAAGAAGAAGAAGAAGAAGAAGAAGAAGAAGAAGAAGAAGAAGAAGAAGAAGAAGAAGAAGAAGAAGAAGAAGAAGAAGAAGAAGAAGAAGAAGAAGAAGAAGAAGAAGAAGAAGAAGAAGAAGAAGAAGAAGAAGAAGAAGAAGAAGAAGAAGAAGAAGAAGAAGAAGAAGAAGAAGAAGAAGAAGAAGAAGAAGGAAGAAGAAGAAGAAGAAGAAGAAGAAGAAGAAGAAGAAGAAGAAGAAGAAGAAGAAGAAGAAGAAGAAGAAGAAGAAGAAGAAGAAGAAGAAGAAGAAGAAGAAGAAGAAGAAGAAGAAGAAGAAGAAGAAGAAGAAGAAGAAGAAGAAGAAGAAGAAGAAGAAGAAGAAGAAGAAGAAGAAGAAGAAGAAGAAGAAGAAGAAGAAGGAAGAAGAGAAGAAGAAGAAGAAGAAGAAGAAGAAGAAGAAGAAAGAAGAAGAAGAAGAAGAAGAAGAAGAGAAGAAAGAAGAAGAAGAAGAAGAAGAAGAAGAAGAAGAAGAAGAAGAAGAAGAAGAAGAAGAAGAAGAAGAAGAAGAAGAAGAAGAAGAAGAAGAAGAAGAAGAAGAAGAGAAGAAGAAGAAGAAGAAGAAGAAGAAGAAGAAGAAGAAGAAGAAGAAGAAGAAGAAGAAGAAGAAGAAGAAGAAGCAAGAAGAAGAAGAAGAAGAAGAAGAAGAAGAAGAGAAGAAAGAAGGAAGAAGAAGAAGAAGAAGAAGAAGAAGAAGAAGAAGAAGAAGAAGAAGAAGAAGAAGAAAGAAGAAGAAGAAGAAGAAGAAGAAGAAGAAGAAGAAGAAGAAGAAGAAGAAGAAGAAGAAGAAGAAGAAGAAGAAGAAGAAGAAGAAGAAGAAGAAGAAGAAGAAGAAGAAGAAGAAGAAGAAGAAGAAGAAGAAGAAGAAGAAGAAGAAGAAGAAGAAGAAGAAGAAGAAGAAGAAGAAGAAGAAGAAGAAGAAGAAGAAGAAGAAGAAGAAGAAGAAGAAGAAGAAGAAGAAGAAGAAGAAGAAGAAGAAGAAGAAGAAGAAGAAGAAGAAGAAGAAGAAGAAGAAGAAGAAAGAAGAAGAAGAAGAAGAAGAAGAAGAAGAAGAAGAAGAAGAAGAAGAAGAAGAAGAAGAAGAAGAAGAAGAAGAAGAAGAAGAAGAAGAAGAAGAAGAAGAAGAAGAAGAAGAAGAAGAAGAAGAAGAAGAAGAAGAAGAAGAAGAAGAAGAAGAAGAAGAAGAAGAAGAAGAAGAAGAAGAAGAAGAAGAAGAAGAAGAAGAAGAAGAAGAAGAAGAAGAAGAAGAAGAAGAAGAAGAAGAAGAAGAAGAAGGAAUGGAUGAUCCUUCAGGAAGCAGGGGACAAAGGGGAGAAGGUUGA
This is a messenger RNA of Closterium sp. NIES-65, 3645 nucleotides long. The record is from the annotation of a GenBank genome assembly. Lineage: Eukaryota; Viridiplantae; Streptophyta; Zygnematophyceae; Desmidiales; Closteriaceae.